AAAAAAAAAAAAAAAAAAAAAAAAAAAAAGAAAGAGAAUGUCAACAGGGAACUCGCAAGUUAAAGGUAUUAGAUCAGCUAAGACUCCAGCUAAGACUCUAGCCAAAACUCCAGCCAAAACUCCAGCUGAAGUCUGGGUCUUAUCGGUGUUUUUUUCUCCGUAUAAAGCUGUUGAAUAUUCAUUUGAAUCUUGCUGCUUUGCCUCCAAAAAACUAGCUCAAGAAGCAAUGAGAAUAGAAGCACGACGUCUAUACAAAAAUUCAGAUAUUAUUCAAGAAGCUGAAGACAAAUACUAUAGAGAGUACGAAGCGGAAAUACACUUUGGCGAAAGCGAAGAUGAAUCUGAUUAUAGGAGAGAGUUUGGUUAUUGUAAAAUUAAAUCUGCCAAAUUGGAAGAAAAAAAAAGUGGGGAUGAAGUACCUUCAAGUACAAAUGAAGAUAGCGAUAAAUAUUGAACAAGAAAAUAUUGUAAUUAUAAAUUUCUUACUAAAAUAAAGCUCGCUCAAUUAUA
This is a messenger RNA of Rhizophagus irregularis DAOM 181602=DAOM 197198, 510 nucleotides long. The record is from RefSeq and is a predicted model, not a curated record. NCBI's taxonomy places the organism in Eukaryota, Fungi, Glomeromycota, Glomeromycetes, Glomerales, Glomeraceae.